UUCCAUCCGCGUUCGCGAGCGGUUGUGCCAUGUGUCCCAUUUCGACGGCCCUCUUCCUAAUCGCGGCCUUCUUGGCCUUGAUCUACGUCUUCCUGACCUGGAACUUCAACUACUGGAAGAAAAGAGGCAUUCCGACAGCCAAAUCUUGGCCUUUUGUGGGCAGCUUUCCCAGCAUUUUCACCCAGAAGCGGAACGUCGUCUACGACAUCGACGAGAUCUACGAGCAGUACAAAAGCACCGAUAGCAUCGUGGGUGUGUUCAACACUAGAAUGCCACAACUUAUGGUUACGACACCUGAAUAUGCACACAAGAUAUUCGUUAGCGACUUUCGCAGUUUCCACGACAAUGAGAUGUCCAAGUUUACCACCCAAAAAUCGGACAAGAUAUUGGCCAACAAUCCGUUUAUUCUGACUGGAGAGUCCUGGAAGGAAAGACGAGCAGAGGUGACACCCGGACUCUCUGCCAAUCGAGUUAAAGCUUCCUAUCCGGUUUCACAACGUGUUUGCAAGAAGUUUGUUGACUACAUCAAACGACAGCUGGUGAUGGCCUCCUCCGAUGGCCUGAAUGCCAAGGAUCUGUGCUUGUGCUACACCACCGAAGUGGUUUCGGAUUGUGUUCUGGGAAUCUCCGCCCAGAGCUUUACGGACAAUCCCACUCCUCUCAAGGGAAUGAUCAAGCGGGUUUUUGAGCAGUCAUUUGGAUUUAUUUUAUACAUGGUGGUGGUCAAUAUAUGGCCUCCAAUCCAAAAAAUCUACAGCGUAGGUCUGUUCUCCAAGGAGGUAGAGGAGUUCUUCUACGGCAUCAUGAGGAAGUGCAUCCAAAUGCGGCGGGAUAAUCCGGAUCAACAGCGAGAUGACUUCCUCAACUACAUGCUGCAGUUGCAGGAGAAAAAGGGAUUGGAUGCAGUGGAAUUGACUUCACACACAAUGACAUUUUUAACAGAUGGAUUCGAAACCACAGCUCAGGUUCUAUCUCAUGCUCUACUUUUGCUGGGAAGGAACCCAGCGGAGCAGCAAAAACUGAGGGAGGAAAUCGGUAAAGGCGAGUUUACCUUUGAACAGCUGAGCGAACUGCCUUUUAUCGAGGCCUGCAUUCAUGAAACACUGCGACUUUUCCCACCUCUGUUGGCCGCACGAAAAGUGGUAACCGAGCCCUACGAAUUUGUUAACAAAAAUGGAGUGAGCGUUAAAGUUUAUCCCGGAGAUGUGGUCAUCAUUCCAGUCAAUGCCCUUCACUACGAUGCCCAAUACUUCGAAGAUCCCCACUCCUUCAAGCCUCAACGAUUUCUGGAGGCCAAUGGUGGAGCCAAAAAGUACCGAGAUCAGGGAGUUUACUUUGGCUUUGGCGAUGGACCACGCAUUUGUCCAGGCAUGCGGUUUGCACUCACCCAAGUUAAAGCCGCUCUGGUGGAGAUCGUUAAAAACUUUGACAUCAAAGUUAAUCCCAAAACCCGCACAGAUAAUCAGUUCGAUGAUACCUACUUUAUGGCUGCUUUGAAGGGAGGCAUUUGGAUAGAUUUUGUGGAGCGAAAAUAGACAACCAAAACGAUAAAGACAUAUAUCUCAUUUCCAACAUUUUGCUUUUAUAUUUUACAUAUUGUCACAAAUUAUAAACAGAUAACCCUUGUACAACGAAAACGAAUUUUUCUGAAAACA
Messenger RNA from Drosophila ficusphila, 1655 nucleotides. Its product is annotated as probable cytochrome P450 28d1. The coding region runs from base 30 to 1535 and encodes 501 amino acids. Lineage: Eukaryota; Metazoa; Arthropoda; Insecta; Diptera; Drosophilidae. The record is from RefSeq and is a predicted model, not a curated record. Gene Ontology annotation, molecular function: oxidoreductase activity, acting on paired donors, with incorporation or reduction of molecular oxygen; iron ion binding; monooxygenase activity. The transcript is spliced from 6 exons.